Papaver somniferum (opium poppy) is the source of this 4073-nucleotide messenger RNA. Its product is annotated as centromere/kinetochore protein zw10 homolog. The transcript is spliced from 16 exons. The record is from RefSeq and is a predicted model, not a curated record. Gene Ontology annotation, cellular component: RZZ complex. NCBI's taxonomy places the organism in Eukaryota, Viridiplantae, Streptophyta, Magnoliopsida, Ranunculales, Papaveraceae. Bases 1028 to 3013 code for a protein of 661 amino acids. Gene Ontology annotation, biological process: endoplasmic reticulum to Golgi vesicle-mediated transport; mitotic spindle assembly checkpoint signaling.
AUUGUGAAUUUGGAAGAAAUUUUCUCAGAAAAAUUGGGUGCACGCGUGAACUUUUCCUCCCGUGGGUUUCACGGUGUAGAAAAUCUGUAGAAUGGGUCUCCCUGUAGUUUUCACAUUGAAGAACCAAAACCCCCGGUUCCAGCCGAUCGAGCUGGUGCUUCUAAAAUUGUUCCCCAACAGAUCAUAUCGAACCAUAUUUCUCACAAAAAAAACAAACAAACAGCACUGUGAUUCUGAAGCUGAUUCGAGGUUGGAGAAAUUACUCGAUUUCAUUACUAAUGGCUCAAACUUCAAUUUUUUCAUCCCGAGAUUUCAAUUUUUUCAGACCGAUAUUGAGCUUCAAAUUUGCUUCCCUUCACUCUUUCUAAUGAAAUUCUCUAGCUAACUUUACUUCAAUUUUCAAUCAAAAUUUGGUUUAUCAACACAUUCUGAGACUAAUUUACAUGCUAACUGGAUAUUGGUUCCUCUAAAAGUUACGUGCCUGGUGUCCAUAUGUACUUAGGAAGUGAAACAGAAGCUGGAAUUGGAACUACAAAGUUUGAGGUCUUGAAACGGAUUGGCACUCGCAUCAUGCAUACAAACACCUUAUUUGUGUAAAUAGAUAUUUGGAUUGAAAAUUUAUUGAAAACAGGUGAACUUUCUUCGUUUUGGUCUGCAUGCUGAGGUGAUAACACGCCAAAAUUUCAGCUCUAUUCAAUCCAGUAGAAAAAUGGAUGUUCUACUAGGAUCAAUUGAUGUCCGAGAACUUUUAUCAACUCAAAACAUUGAAGAAUCAUCACCACUCUCAGCUCCAGAUCUUCAUCUCCUCAUUGAUCGUUUACAAAUCCGGUCUCUUCACAUAAAACAGAAAGUAAAAGACUACAUUCUCUCUCACCAAACUGAAUUUUCUUAAAUCUUCUCUACUUGUUCUGAUUCCAUUUCCAAGACUGACGAAAUCUCAACAGACCUUUCUAAUGUUGUUCAACUCCUAUCUAACAAUGGUAUUGAUACCGAGAUCAGGGAUGCAUCGAAGGAAAUUUGUAGUGUAAUGAGAGAUUUGAAGGAGAAUAAUGAGUUAUUGAGUUUGGUGAAGAUAAUUGUGAAUCUGGUGGAGAGAUUGAAAGUGGUUAAGGAGGAUUUAAAGGUUGGGGAAUUGAUAAAUGCGGCGGAAUCUUUAAGAGAUUUGAAGAAGGAUUUGUUGAUUCAUGAUGAUGAUCGAAAGGAGGUUGGUGAUAAGAGAGAACCUGUUGUUUUUGAAUUGUUGAGGAAGGAGUGGUUUGAUUGUUUUGAUGAGCUGCAAGAGGUUUCUGUUAGGGUUUUGAGUAGUGCAAUACGGUUUGAUUCUGGUAAUGGCAAAUUAAGAGUUGUGUUUAAGUUUGGUAUUGAGAAGAUGAAAAAUGUAGAGCUUCGUAUGGUUUUGACAGCAAUGGAGAUUGCAGGAGUACUUGAUUAUGGGCUUGCUAAGGUGGCCGACUUAAUGGUCAAAUACAUAAUAAUUCCAACAGUAAAUGCUGAGUGUAAUUUCCACCUCGUAGAAGAAUUACUUCCUAACUGUGGACAAAUGGAUGAGGCAAUCCUCAGCCUAGUCGUUUCCUCUUCUGAUUCUAAGGUUGAAACUGCAAACAUUUAUUCUAGGCUAAUUCAGGUUAUAAAUUUUAUCCACAAAACAGUAUGCUUCCAAAAUGGUAGAUGGAUGACGUGUUUUGGAAGACUGACAUGGCCAAGGAUUUCAGAUCUGGUUAUUUCCGAGGUCCUUUCCAAGGCCGUUCCCGAUGAUGCUUCAAAAAUUGUAGAGUUUCAGAAGCUCAUAGAACUUAUAACCGAGUUUGAAGCUAGUUUGAAGGAUCUGAUGUUCAUUUCGGCAACUGAUAAAAAGGAUGAAAAGUUGAGCAGUUUUGUUCAAAAUGUCGAGGUUCACUUUGCAGCGAGGAAGAAAAAGGAAAUUUUGACAAAUGCUAGAAACUUACUUCUUCUUUUUGAUUCCUCCAAUCCUUCAGACUACACGAUUAAACUUCCUAGUUCUAAGGCUCGUCAAGUUGCUGGAAUAGUUUCUGAGAAACCUGUCAGUUUGCUUUUUCUUCCAGAGAGGUGUAUUAUCUCUAAAGCAGCAUCUAAACUAAUGGAAUUAGUGCAUCAAGCACUUCAGGAUGUCUGCCUCUCAUCUGCAAGAGUGGCCAUGGAAUUCUAUCAUGCUGCCAGAGAUGCGUUAUUUCUGUAUCAAGCAAUCAUGCCUGUGAAGCUAGAGAAGCAGCUUAAUAAUGUCACCCAAAUUGCCGCACUCGUCCACAACGAUUGUCUUUUUCUUGCUCAGGAGGUUCUUGGGCUUGCCUUUGAGUAUCGCCCAGAUUUUCCCAGUUGUAUCAAAGAACAAGCUGUGUUUGUUGAUAUCACACCAAGGUUUCAUCAAAUGGCAGAUGAAUUGCUCCAGAAACAAAUCCAACUAGUUUGUAUAAACUUGGAAAAGGCAAUCGAUGGGGCUGAUGGGUUCCAGAAUACACAUCAACUGCAACAAUACGAAUUUGCAAAGUCUAGUAUAGAUCAGGUUGUUUUCAUCCUUGAGAAAGUGCGCAGCAUGUGGGAGCCACUUUUUCUGCAAUCGACUUACCAUAGUAGUAUGUUUAGUGUUCUGGAUUUUGUCUUUUCUAUAAUAACGAAAGACAUACUUCUGUUGGAUGAUAUGGCAGCGGAAGAGACAUUACAGCUUCAGAGAUUGAUCUAUUUGACGCUCGAGAAUCUCGCAUCUGUAUUUCAAUCCGUAAUUUCUGUAAAUGAGAAAGAGGAUUCACAGGAUGUUGCUACACUUGAUCUGAUAGAUGUGCUUAUUCCAUCUUUAUGUAAACUCCGCAAGCUAGCAGAUUUACUAGACAUGUCUUUAAAAACCAUUGCAGCAUCUUGGGAAUGUGGAGAACUGGUUAGUUGUGGUUUCACACCAUCUGAGGUAGAAAACUUUAUUAGAGCAAUAUUUACAGAUUCACCUCUACGGAAAGAAUGUUUAUGGAAAAUCGAAAGUGUCAGUCUCUACCACAAGAUUUAACUUAUCGGGAACACCCUUGUAGUAGAGAAAGUUAAAUGUUUGCACAUCCCAUCAGCUAAACAAAGAUAUUAAUGUCCUCUGGAAAAUGUUAAGUGUUGCAGAAAGACCAGGGCAGGAAUAGUUUUGAGUUUGUUCUUGCCGUAGAUUAUGACAAACAGGUGCAACCUGUACACCCAGUGAUUGGCACAGUAGACAGGUACAUCCAGUCGGUGCAAGCAAGUGCAAUGCAAAAUCAUAAGGAAAUUUGGGAUUAAAAAUAGUUCAAGGCUAACAUUACAGAUGUACAGUUUGACGAACUUGAAAAUGGGCUAAGUGAAUGGUGUGGGCUUCUUCUAUGAGUCUGUGUUCUCAAGUCGCACGCUCCCCAUGCGCAAGGGCGUUCAGCGAGCCACAACAUGUCGACAGAUAUUUGGUCUCCUCAGCGUUUAAAAUGUUUGUUCAACACAAUUUAAUUGAAAGAGAAAUGGCCAGUACAACGUAAGAUGGGAUAGUUCAAUAACAAUGGUGGUUGAAUGGAAAAGGCCAACCUUGUCAAAGACUAAGCUAAGCGACUAAGAUACCUUCAAAUUUGUUUGGAACAACAAUUGGCAACUCCCAAGUCCUGUCUUUUUUUAAAGGCAGAACUUCCCAGAAUACGACUCCACUGUCUACUCAAGUGUGUCGUCAACUCAGUAGUCAUUUCUAGGCACUUCGUUUUUCUAGCUCACUUAGACUUGACUGCAUCAUAGUGGGGCAAAUCAAUGCUUGAUAAGGUUUUAACAAUUAAGUGCCUUGAUAGAUUAGUUAACGACAUAAAUUAUAACCAUAUGGCAGAGCUAUUAGCCACAACUAUCACAUAGCUGAAAAUAGCAGUAUUUGUUUUCUAUGGCAUCCCAAAACUAGUACUAGUAUUUAUUAGAAAAAUAUAAAUUAAUUAGCUAUUGGACAAAUGUAGAAUAGACACAGAGAGAAUCGGGUAUUGUGACAUCCUUAGUUUGAUUUUUGAAACUGUGUCGAUAAAUUUGAUAUAGACAGACUUGUGGUGUGGCCUGUGGGUUGUGGUUCUCUUGAACUAGUGUGU